AUGGGUUUGAGUGGUCACAAAUUACUUUCCAUUCUAGUCUUUAGUGGUCUUGGUGUUUAUUCCGGGGUGAAGUUCUUUGAACCUCUUAUUGUUGAACAACUCCGUAAGGACGGAAACUUGAGAACCGAUAUUCCUAUCCCGGAGUUCGAUCAAAACGGUGACAAGAUCAUUAAUGGUGUGGACAAGAGCUUGGAGAUGGAGAAGCUUCGGGAAAAAUUGGAAGCCAAGAAAGAGUGA
Molecule: messenger RNA, 237 nt
Organism: Pichia kudriavzevii
Lineage: Eukaryota; Fungi; Ascomycota; Pichiomycetes; Pichiales; Pichiaceae
Exons: 1
Coding region: 1-237 (78 amino acids)
Source: RefSeq, a predicted model, not a curated record